AUGGGAAUUAUCUGGUCGCAGAUUUUCCCACCCCCUCCUACUCUGACCGAAGUCAAUCUCCCCAGCCAGGAUGGCAAAGUGUUCAUUGUAACUGGAGGCUAUUCAGGAGUCGGCUUUUAUAUAUGCAGAAUUCUUUAUCGAGUAGGCGGAACGGUCUAUCUUGCCGGUCGGUCUGAAGAAAAGGCCUUGGAAGCGAUUGCGAAGAUCAAAAGCUUGUGUACCCCGACCCCCCCAGAGGGUAACAUAAUUUUUCUCCCUCUAUCGCUGGAUGACCUGACAUCCAUCAAGCCUGCAGUGAAGAGAUUUAUCGCCGCUGAAUCUCGUCUGGAUGUUUUAUUCAACAACGCUGGCGUCUCCAGCCCUCCUCGGGGGACUUCGCCUCAGGGCCACGAUCUGCAAUUCGCAACUAAUUGCCUCGGGCCGCAUCUCUUCACUCAACUUCUUCUGCCAAUACUACGGCACACGGCUGGAGCUACGCCUGUCGCUAGUGUGCGGGUUAUCUGGACAGCAUCGAUUGUCGUUGAUGCAUUCGCGCUCGAGACUGGGAUAGACCUUGCAGAACUAUUGCAGAAAGACGCGGAGAAAUCACGAAAUUACCUCAACACGAAGAUCGGAAACUGGUUUUUGGCAGAUGCGCUCGCAAGCCAGAUUGGUGCAGAUGGGGUAUUAAGUCUGGUGCAAAACCCAGGGAAUAUCAAGACAAACAUCAUGCGCCAUAGUCAGGCUUUUGUUCCAUUUGUUCUUGGACCAUUUCUUUAUGCCCCGAGGUUCGGGGCAUAUACUGCAAUUUGGUCGGCUUUUUCUAGGGAUCUAAAAAUUGAUGAUGGGGGGAAGUAUAUCUUGCCCUGGGGGCGGAUACAUCCGUGUCCAAGAUAUGAUUUAUUGCGAGCUAUGAAAGGAGAAGAAGAAGGGGGAACCGGUGUUGCAGCAGCGUUUGUAAAGUAUUGCGACUGUCAGAUUGAAGCGUUUCUUUAG
Penicillium psychrosexuale is the source of this 975-nucleotide messenger RNA. RefSeq names its product Short-chain dehydrogenase/reductase SDR. The transcript has a single exon. Lineage: Eukaryota; Fungi; Ascomycota; Eurotiomycetes; Eurotiales; Aspergillaceae. Bases 1 to 975 code for a protein of 324 amino acids. The record is from RefSeq and is a predicted model, not a curated record.